UGUGUCCUCUUAUAGUAGGGCUUUUUGUGUCUCAGUUGCUACUCUCACUACUUCCCUUACUAUCAUCAAUCAUAAUAAAGGGGCAGAACGAAUAGACUUGGGAGUCUCUCUGCCCCUCCUCUCAUCCCUCUCAGACUCUGCUUCCUAUCAGACUUGUAUAUUUCUGUACUGGGUUUUCUUCUUCAUGUCCAGUGUGAUGGGAGAGAGAAUCCCGCAUGGAAGUUACUUCCAGUACCCUCCACCUCCUCCUGGAGUCCAUGCUUCUCCACAUAGGUCUUCUUCUAUCCCUGUAGAUCGAGAAAGAUAUUUGUCUGAAUUACUGGCAGAAAGGCAAAAGUUGGGACCAUUUGUUCAAGUUCUACCUCUAUGUAGCAGACUUAUAAAUCAAGAAAUUAGACGGGUAUCAGGCUUCAAUCACACUUUUAUGGAUCAUGAAAGACUUGAGCAUGAGAGUCCGUUUCGAUCAUUAAGUCAACAUCCAACCGGUAGACCAAUGGAUUUGGAGGGAUGGCCUUCAAUGCAAAUGGAGGAAAAUGGACUUCACCAAAGAAUGGCCCCAUUGCAAUCCCCUUCAAUUGGUUGGCCUGGGGUCCAAGGAGCUCCAACCACUCCUAUUGUAAAGAGAGUUGUUAGACUUGAUGUUCCUGUGGACAAAUAUCCAAAUUAUAACUUUGUCGGCCGAAUUUUGGGACCACGGGGGAAUUCCUUGAAAAGAGUUGAAGCCAUGACAGAAUGCAGAGUGUACAUAAGAGGUCGGGGGUCUGUGAAAGAUUCUGUGAAGGAAGAAAAAUUGAAAGAUAAACCUGGAUACGAACACCUUAAUGAACAGCUGCACGUGUUGGUGGAGGCUGAAUUUCCGGAGGAUAUAAUAAAUUCACGCGUGGAUCAUGCAGUGGCAAUACUAGAAAACCUUUUGAAGCCUGUGGACGAAUCCCUGGAUCAUUAUAAAAAGCAACAACUUAGGGAAUUGGCAAUGCUAAAUGGUACAUUGAGAGAAGAAAGCCCAAGUAUGAGCCCCAGCAUGAGCCCCAGUAUGUCUCCCUUUAACAGUACAGGAAUGAAAAGAGCCAAGACGGGAAGAUAGAUAACUCCCACAGGUUGAUCAUGUAAGGAAAUUGCUGAAUUAGUAACCAAUCUAAUUCAUUUUGGAGCCUUGAUGGCCAUCUUUGAUAACAUGGUCUGUUAGAACCAUGGGACGGUGGGAGGCUGGCUCUGGCUGUGUUCACUCUUCACAAAGAUGAUCUGAGGGUUCAACUCCUGAUCCUCAGUUGUUGUUGGUCUCUUGGCAUCGAUUCUGACCAGUUUGACUGCGUCGUUGGUAUUCUUGGCACAAUUUGAUUUCACAUGCAUUUUUAUGUUCUAUAUAUAUUCUUUUAUGUAUUAUUCCCUUGAACACGGACUACAUUAUUAUUUAUUAGUUAUUGUGGAACGCGGUCUACAUUAUUAUUCGUUAGUUAUUGUAACUUCGAUUGUUCUGGCUGCUGGAAUUAUAACUGUCAUUGAAGUUGUAGCUUCUCUGUGUUAGCUGCUCUAUCUUUAUUUACCUUCUAUGCAUGUUUAACUUCAAAAAAAUAUUAACAACAAUAAUAAUGAAGUUAUUUCGAUUUU
Ziziphus jujuba (common jujube) is the source of this 1608-nucleotide messenger RNA. Its product is annotated as KH domain-containing protein At1g09660/At1g09670. NCBI's taxonomy places the organism in Eukaryota, Viridiplantae, Streptophyta, Magnoliopsida, Rosales, Rhamnaceae. The coding region runs from base 185 to 1084 and encodes 299 amino acids. Gene Ontology annotation, biological process: regulation of mRNA splicing, via spliceosome. The record is from RefSeq and is a predicted model, not a curated record. Gene Ontology annotation, cellular component: nucleus. Gene Ontology annotation, molecular function: mRNA binding. The transcript has 8 exons.